AUGUUAGAGGAAGAAGCUGGGAAAUGGUGGCAAACUGCAAAGCGAGCGUUGCAAAGGUCCCACUCGAGACAAGGGUCUGAAACUGAAGAGACCCCAGUAUCAGUAUGGGAGGCAUUCAAGAAGGCCUUCAAUGAUAAAUACUUCCCCCUUACUUGGAGGCAAGAGAAGAGCUGGGAGUUUGCGAACUUGAAGCAAACCGGAGAAAUGACGGUAGCUCAAUAUGACACCAAAUUCAAUCAGCUCAUUAAGUACGUGCCGAUAAAGCAAGGGCACAUAAGUAGGGAUUGUCGCAAGAGAAAGGAAACACCUCCAGUUAAAGACCUGUCGAAGAUAGUGUGUUUCCAGUGCAAUCAACCAGGGCACUAUUCAAGUAACUGCCCGAAGAGGCCAAGACUAGGACAAGUAGAUGGGCCAACUGAAAAAAUAGGAGAGGCUCGUGGGACUCGUCAGGUAUGUGUCUACAACCUCACCAAGGAAGAUGUGGGGACAGAUCCGACAGUCAUGCAAGGUACGCUUUUCAUAUCGGAUACCCUUGUUCAUGCACUGAUAGACCCUGGGUCAACGCAUUCAUUUAUGUCGUAUGCUUUGGCUACAAGUUUGGAGGUAGAGGCUAGACCUAUGGAAUCUCUGAUAAUAAUUUCGACUCCCAUGGGUAAAAGUACGAGGUCCUCAAAAGUGAUAGAAGAAUGCUAA
Molecule: messenger RNA, 693 nt
Organism: Diospyros lotus (date-plum)
Lineage: Eukaryota; Viridiplantae; Streptophyta; Magnoliopsida; Ericales; Ebenaceae
Exons: 2
Coding region: 1-693 (230 amino acids)
Molecular function (GO): nucleic acid binding; zinc ion binding
Source: RefSeq, a predicted model, not a curated record